AUGCUUGUGGGGGUGCUUGCACAGACGGGACCCGAGACGGUGCGGCGGCUGUCCGGAGCCGAGCUGCGCGAGCUGGCGAAGGAGCUUGUGGAGACGCCCGAGGUGGACGUGUCCGGCGGCGACGGGGCGGCCGCGCUCGGGCGGGUCCUGGGUGCGGCGGGCAAGGCUGUGGUCGACGCGCUGGCGAGGCAGGCAAGUGUGGAGAACGCGGCCGAGGCCGCCGAGGUCCUCGAGUGUCACACCGCUGCGUACACGGCCAUGGGCAAGGCUGCGGCCGUGGCGCCGGUCUCGCUCGCCCGCCUCGCCCCGGUCACCGCGGCCACCACCGCCCUCGUCUCGGCCGCCCUUGCCCAUAUCCGGGCCCACGCGAGCCUCGCCGCCCCACAACCCGACGCCCCGCCGCCGGCCCGCGAUCUCGCCGCCAGUCUCGAUACCCUCUACCGGGCCGCCUACGGCACGACCUCCACCCUGCUCACCCUCGCCCUCAAGCACGCCCGCCCGCCGCUCGCCCAUGCACCAGACGCCGCAGACGCCGCCGCCGCCGUCGACCUCGUCGCUUGGGUCCGCGACCUUGCUGCAGACGCCGCAAACGACUUUGCCCUCAUGUCUCUGGUGUGGAAGGCACUCGUCCGUCUUGCACGCUCACAUGCUGUCGCUCUGCAGGCGCCCGGCGCGAGCCUCUCGCCGCGCGCCCUCCUGGAUCUGGUCCUCCGCGAGCUCGCGGCCUCUCUGGCCGAUGCCGACGCUGCUCGCACAGACAUGCUCCUCCGCGCCUCCAAGGUCUGCCGCUUCUUCGUCGCCCACACCUUUCCGCUCCUCGGAGCCUUUCCGUCCGCCGCCGCCGCUUCUCCACGCCCGCUCGCCGACAAGCUCGCCGCCGCCGCCACCCUCGCGCUCCGCCAGCCGACCCGCGACGCUGCCACGGCGCUGUUGGACGCCCUUGUCUCAGGCCUGACCCGCCUCGACCAUCCGCCGCUGGUCGCCGCCCUCGCCGCCGCGCUGGUUGCCGACCUCAAUGCACGGAUGGGUGUCGCUACGACGCCGCCCACACGCAUCCGUGGCUCGCUGCGCCUUGUUGCGGCUCUCCUUGAGAGCCACUCGGCCCACAUCGACACGCUGAAGACCCAGGCGGCGCUGUUGAGCGGCUUGAUGGCUGCUGACAUGGCGGGUGCCGACGAGGGAUGCACGAGCGCAUCUGCACACCGCCCGGCUCUUGACGACCUCGCAGCCGACAUCGCCCAGGCCGUAGCGGCGUCGGUCGCCGCCACCGCUGAUCCGCGAACUCAGGCCAAGGCUGCCGCUCAGCUGCUGGAGCGCGUCCUUGACGCCGCGUGGUGCCCAGUCCUCGGCCGCUGCAUCGCCCAAGCGCUGCGUCUGGCGUGGUCGGCUCUCCACACGUCGGGCGCUGCCGCUCGCGUCGCCGAGCUCGUCGAGCAUCUCCUCGGCUCGGCCCUUCCGCCGCCAGUUUUGGCUGCCGUCUCACCCUCUGUCAUCCGUCCAGCAAGCGUGCUAUCGCCUCAAGCUCUCGCCUUGCUGCACGAAGCCAUCCGCAGCUUUGCCAGUGUCGCUCUCCCGGGCAUCGGCCCGCGCCAGCUCGAGAGCAUGGCAGCUGAUGCAGCCGGUGCGAUUACUUUGGCGCCAACAAGCACAUUUGUCGUCUCGCACGCCUCGAAUCUCCUCACGAUCCUGCCGUGGCGCCGGCUGGCCAAGUCGGUUGUCUUCGCGGCAACAAGUGGCGGCUCGCAGAGCGUGCUCAAGUUGGCCGCCGAUGCAGUCGGGCUCCCGCAGCUCGACGCAAACGUCGUCGCGGCUCUCGCGCUGCUGGAGGCCUUGUCGGCCUCGCCGUACUGGGACGAGCUCCUUGCAGGGUCGAUAGUGCUCAGCAUUGGCCGCAGCUGCUCCACACUGCUCCAGCGCGAAGAGGCGUGGGCGAGCGGCGGGCCUGCGCCUGCCGCCAUCGUUGUCCUGGCCUCGCUCGUCGCCGCCGCGCCGUCGUUUGAGCGCGGCGCCGAGGUCCUCAACACUGUGGCGUCUCACUGGGGCUCGGCGCCGGCAUCUCCUCCGCUCUUUCUUGCGGCAGCGCAGCUGCUCGACGCGCUAGCAAAGGUACCGCUGCCUGCGGCUGCGUCGCGGCGGCGGGCAUUUGAGGACGGCUUGCGUACUCUGUUUGGUGCUCUGCUGAAGAGCCCGCACGAGCCGCUCCGCAACACAGGCGUCCGCACCAUGGUCGCCUUUGCCAAGUGCACUGCCCUCGACAACGUCCAGCAGUUUAUUCCUGGUGCGCUGAAGGACCAUCUUCUCGGCUACGCCACCAAGUCGCCGGCCGUCACCGCUGGGCUCGCCACGCCCGCCGCGCGUCCGUCGCCCGCCGAACGAUCAGUGCUCGGCAAGCGCCGCCGCAGCGCCCGCCAGGAUGUGCUCGACGCUCUCGCGUCGGCGCCGCCGCCGGCCAAAGCCUCCAAGCGGCUGGACGGCACGCCGUCAGCCGCGCUCGGCCGCGCCUGGUUAGCCGACGCUGCGGCCGCCCUCCGCUCCUUGGUCAAGCUCUCAACGUCGGAGCUAAGCGGUACUCGUUGCACAGUUUGA
Thecamonas trahens ATCC 50062 is the source of this 2586-nucleotide messenger RNA. RefSeq lists its product as uncharacterized. The coding region runs from base 1 to 2586 and encodes 861 amino acids. The record is from RefSeq and is a predicted model, not a curated record. NCBI's taxonomy places the organism in Eukaryota, Apusomonadida, Apusomonadidae. The transcript is spliced from 2 exons.